AUGUCCGAGGUAUUAGAAGACAAAUUAAAAAAACUUAUUGAGGAGUCGAGAGCUUCUAUUAAUUGGACUGAAGUAAAUAAGUGGAUUGCGGUGGGAGAACCAUACGAAGAACAUGAAGAAAUUUUAAUGUUUAUGAAUCAAAAUGGAGUUGCUGACUCAAGAUCAGAUGGAGAUGGACGAAAUGAUGCUAUCAGAGGAGGAGAAUAUCCUCAUGGAGAAACUUUUUACAGAGAUUCCAGGAAGGCUAAUCAAAAGGCCGGGACAAAGAGCCAUUCUAGAACUUCCACAACCACCAGAAGUAAGAAACAUCAACAUUGUAAUAAAGUUGCUGGAUCCAAGCAUGUUUCCGAUUCAAUCGAGAAACACGGAACAAAUGUUGAAUAA
This is a messenger RNA of Entrophospora sp. SA101, 384 nucleotides long. NCBI's taxonomy places the organism in Eukaryota, Fungi, Glomeromycota, Glomeromycetes, Entrophosporales, Entrophosporaceae. The record is from the annotation of a GenBank genome assembly.